GGUGCACUGUGUCCCUCGGACUCAGCGGAUCACUGAUCCAUGGAAAGAGCCGAAGAUGUCAGCUAGGUCAUGUGAUCAGCUGUGUCCAAUCACAGCUGAUAACAUGGGACAUGUACACAGAUCAUCAGAGCACUGAUGAUCAGUGUGCCCUGAUGAUCUGUGUAGCCCCAGCAGCGCCACCUGUCAGUGUCCAUCAGUGCCAGCUCUCAGUGCUCAUCGAUGCCACCUGCCAAUGCCCAUCAGUGCCACAUCAAUGCCACAUAUCAGUGCCCAUCUGAGCUUCCUUUCAGUGUCACCCAUCAGUGCCAGUCAGUGCCGCCUAACAGUGUCGUCUAUCAGUGCCAGUCAGUGCCGCCUAUCAGUGCCAUAUAUGAGUGCUGCCUUUCAGUGCUCAUCAGUGAUGCCUGUCAAUGCCCAUCAGUGCCACCUACCAGUGCCUCCUCAUCAGUG
Messenger RNA from Staurois parvus, 450 nucleotides. The record is from the annotation of a GenBank genome assembly. Lineage: Eukaryota; Metazoa; Chordata; Amphibia; Anura; Ranidae.